CCCUGUGCUCCCUGGUUCUCCAAGGCGGUUGAGUCCCCGGACAGUGGCCAGAGGGAGGCAAGGCCCCAAACACGGACAGCAGUACCUCAAAGUGCCAGGUCCACAGGCCCCGGGUCUGCAGGACAGUACCAGAAGAAACUCCAGGCCCAUCUCCAGGAGAGAAUGCCCUGGUGGCAGUUCUGUCAUCAAUAACUACCUGGAUGCCAAUGAACCAGUGUCCUCGGAAGCCCGUCUGAGCCGCAUGCACUUCCAUGACAACCAGAGGAAGGUCGACUAUGUGCUCGCCUAUCAUUACCGGAAACGUGGGGCGCACCUGGGCCAAGGCUCCCCUGGCCACUCUCUAGCUGUUGUCUCCAAUGGGGAGACAGGCAAGGAGCGUCGUGCUGGGGGCCCUGGUGACAUUGAACUUGGGCCACUCGAUGCCCUAGAGGAGGAGAGGCGGGAGCAGAGAGAUGAGUUUGAACACAACCUGAUGGCGGCUGGACUGGAGCUGGAGAAGGACUUGGAGAGUAAAAGCCAGGGAUCCGUCUUUGUCCGGAUACACGCCCCAUGGCAGGUGCUGGCCAGAGAAGCAGAGUUCUUGAAGAUCAAAGUUCCCACCAAGAAAAUGUACGAGAUCAAAGCAGGAGGCAGCAUAGCGAAGACGUUCAAUGCGAUUCUACAGAAGUUGAGCUCACCCCUGCAGCCCAGAGUACCUGAACACAACAACAACAGGAUGAAAAACCUCUCCUACCCAUUCUCCAGGGAGAAAAUGUACCUGUACAACAUCCAGGAAAAGGACACAUUCUUUGACAACGCCACCCGUAGUCGCAUUGUGCACGAGAUUCUGAAGCGUACAGCCUGUUCUCGAGCCAACAACACCAUGGGUAUUAACUCUCUGAUAGCAAACAAUAUCUAUGAGGCUGCCUACCCGCUUCAUGACGGUGAAUACGAUAGUCCAGGGGAUGACAUGAAUGACAGAAAGCUGCUGUAUCAGGAGUGGGCACGCUAUGGAGUGUUUUAUAAGUUUCAACCCAUUGACCUCAUCAGAAAGUAUUUCGGAGAAAAAAUUGGACUGUAUUUUGCUUGGCUGGGGUUAUAUACUUCAUUCCUUAUCCCGUCUUCUGUAACUGGAGUGAUUGUCUUUCUUUAUGGAUGUGCAACAAUCGAAGAAGAUAUUCCCAGCAAAGAGAUGUGUGACCAGCAUAAUGCCUUUACCAUGUGUCCCCUGUGUGACAAGUCCUGUGACUACUGGAACCUCAGUUCAGCCUGUGGGACUGCGCGGGCCAGCCACCUGUUUGACAAUCCUGCUACGGUGUUCUUCUCAAUCUUCAUGGCUCUGUGGGCCACCAUGUUUCUGGAAAACUGGAAGAGACUACAGAUGCGGCUGGGCUACUUCUGGGACCUGACUGGGAUAGAAGAGGAGGAAGAACGUUCCCAGGAACACUCCCGGCCAGAGUAUGAAACCAAAGUUCGAGAGAAAAUGUUAAAGGAGAGUGGCAAGUUGGUUGUCCAGAAAUUGGACGCGAACUCGGCUGAGGAUGAUGAGGAUGAUGAAGAUAAACUGAGUUGGAGAGAUCGGUUCCCUGGAUACUUGAUGAACUUCGCCUCCAUAUUGUUCAUGAUUGCUCUGACAUUCUCUAUCGUCUUUGGAGUCAUUGUGUAUCGGAUCACAACUGCAGCUGCUCUGUCCCUCAACAAGGCCACACGCUCCAAUGUCCGGGUGACCGUGACAGCAACGGCGGUUAUCAUUAACCUUGUGGUCAUCCUCAUCUUGGAUGAGAUCUAUGGUGCUGUGGCCAAGUGGCUCACCAAAAUCGAGGUUCCGAAGACAGAACAGACCUUUGAAGAGCGCUUGAUCCUCAAAGCUUUCUUGCUCAAGUUUGUCAAUGCCUACUCCCCCAUCUUCUAUGUGGCCUUUUUUAAGGGGAGAUUUGUGGGCAGGCCUGGAAGCUACGUCUAUGUGUUUGAUGGUUACCGCAUGGAAGAGUGUGCUCCAGGUGGCUGUCUCAUGGAACUCUGCAUCCAGCUCAGCAUCAUCAUGUUGGGGAAGCAGUUGAUUCAGAACAAUAUCUUUGAGAUUGGAGUCCCGAAGCUAAAGAAACUAUUUCGGAAGCUGAAAGAUGAGACAGAACCCGGAGAAAGUGACCCUGACCAUUCAAAACGUCCAGAGCAGUGGGAUCUGGACUACAGCCUGGAGCCGUACACUGGCCUGACUCCUGAAUACAUGGAAAUGAUCAUCCAGUUCGGCUUUGUCACCCUCUUUGUGGCCUCCUUUCCCCUGGCUCCUGUGUUUGCUCUGCUAAACAAUGUCAUUGAAGUGCGGCUGGAUGCAAAGAAGUUUGUUACGGAGUUAAGACGCCCAGAUGCCGUGAGGACCAAAGACAUAGGAAUUUGGUUUGACAUUCUCUCUGGGAUUGGCAAAUUCUCUGUUAUCAUCAAUGCUUUCGUCAUUGCUGUCACAUCCGACUUUAUCCCCCGCCUUGUGUACCAAUACUCCUAUAGUCACAAUGGGACUCUACAUGGCUUUGUGAACCAUACCCUCUCCUUUUUCAAUGUCAGUCAGCUGAAGGAAGGAACACAGCCAGAAAACUCACAUUUCGACCAGGAGGUUCAGUUCUGCAGGUUCAAGGAUUACCGAGAGCCACCAUGGGCUCCGAACCCAUAUGAGUUUUCCAAGCAGUACUGGUCUGUUCUGUCUGCCCGACUGGCCUUUGUUAUCAUCUUCCAGAAUCUCGUGAUGUUCCUCAGUGUCCUUGUGGACUGGAUGAUCCCAGAUAUCCCCACAGACAUCAGUGACCAGAUCAAGAAAGAGAAAAGCUUAUUGGUGGACUUCUUCCUGAAGGAGGAGCAUGAGAAGGUCAAGCUCGCUGACGAGCCCACCCAGAGGAGCCAGGGCGGUGGGGAUCGGAGCAGGAGGAGCCGUGCAGCCAGCUCAGCACCCUCGGGCAGGAGCCAGCCAGGCAGCAUAGCAUCCUCCGGGUCCCAGCACACCAACGUGUGAGCCUACAGCCCACUACAGAGGAGGACCUGGUAGCAGUGACACGUAUGCGCACACAUGUUCCUACAGCACAACUGUUCCUCUCCAUCUGCCGGGAACUGGCUUGCAGGUGUCUUGAAAAGAGAGAAAGGAGAAUGAAGA
This is a messenger RNA of Nannospalax galili (Upper Galilee mountains blind mole rat), 3121 nucleotides long. It is a transcript of the gene Ano2, whose product is annotated as anoctamin 2. Lineage: Eukaryota; Metazoa; Chordata; Mammalia; Rodentia; Spalacidae. Gene Ontology annotation, biological process: chloride transmembrane transport. The transcript has 25 exons. Bases 242 to 2983 code for a protein of 913 amino acids. Gene Ontology annotation, molecular function: chloride channel activity; protein dimerization activity. The record is from RefSeq and is a predicted model, not a curated record. Gene Ontology annotation, cellular component: plasma membrane.